Molecule: messenger RNA, 1534 nt
Organism: Macadamia integrifolia
Lineage: Eukaryota; Viridiplantae; Streptophyta; Magnoliopsida; Proteales; Proteaceae
Product: pentatricopeptide repeat-containing protein At1g55890, mitochondrial-like
Exons: 2
Coding region: 135-1358 (407 amino acids)
Cellular component (GO): chloroplast
Molecular function (GO): protein binding
Source: RefSeq, a predicted model, not a curated record
AGACCGAUACGGAUAUCGAUACUUAAAUCCAAAACAGUGCGAAAAAAAAAAAAAACUAAAACCCUGAGGCCCGAGUCCAGGAUUCUAAUCCCUUAAACCCCUUCCCCUGUUCCAUUUUUUGCAAACGAGGCAAAAUGUCUUCUUUCACUCGCCUUCUCUAUCGGAGCUUCUGUACUUCACCUACCAUUACUAGCCCUUCUGCAUCUUCUUCUUCGCCUUCUCUCAACACCCUCCUUCAAGGCAUCGUCAAGGAACGGAGUUUCAAAAAACUUGUCGAGAAGUUCAAAAAAUGCUCCGAAGAACACCGAUUCCGCUGCAGGCCUCGCGUCUACGAGAUCACUGUUCGUCGACUUGCCGAUGCGAAAAAGUUCCACUACAUCGAAGAGAUCCUCGAAGAACAGAAGAAGUACAAUGACAUCUCUAAAGAAGGCUUCGCUGUUCGUCUCAUCUCUUUAUAUGGGAAAUCAGGUAUGUUUGAUCAUGCCUCCAAGACGUUCGAUCAAAUGCCUGAACUGAAAUGCCCACGUACUGUUAUGUCUUUCAAUGCCCUUCUCACUGCUUGCGUCGAUUCCAAGAACUUCUUGAAGGCCGAUAGGUAUUUUCGUGUGCUUCCGCCGAGCUUGUCUGUUAUCCCAAAUCGUUUCACUUACAAUAUCAUGAUUCGUGCUUUCUGUGAGAUGGGUCAGUUCGAUUUUGCGAUUAGAAUGCUAGAUGAGAUGGAGAGGAACGAGGUGGAGCCAGAUAUGAUUACUUUUAAUACGCUCUUGAAAGCGUUAUAUGAACAUGAUAGAUUUUCUGAUGGAGAGAAGAUUUGGGCUAAAAUGGAGAACACCAAUUGCACUCCUGAUAAUAGAAGUUUUAAUGCGAAGUUGGAGGGACUGGUUCGUGGAGGAAAGACACAGGAGGCGGUUGAGCUAGUUAAGGAAUUAAGGACCAGGGGAUUGAAACCUGAUAUUUUUAGUUUUAAUUCUUUGAUUAAAGGGUUUUGCAAUGAGGGAAAUAUAGAGGAUGCUAUGAGGAUUUAUGAUGAUUUAGCCAAAGAAGACUGCGUCUCAAAUCGAAUGACCAUUCAGACAAUCGUACCUUGCCUUUGUAAGAAGGGGGACUUUGAUCUGGCUUUUAAACUUUGCCAGGAUAGUCUCAACCGUCAUUGCUUGCUGGAUGCAAGGCUCUUGCAAGUUGUAGUGGAUGGAUUGGUCAAGAAGUCAAAGCUUGACGAAGCAAAAGAGUUGGUGAAUCUUGGGAGGGAUAGAAAAUAUAGCCGCUCUUUCUUGAAACUCCCUACUGGUGCAGAAGAUGCGAAACUCCCUACUGGUGCAGAAGAUGCGCUCUUUCUUGAAACAGCCGCUCUUUCUUGAAACUACCUACUGGUGAAUCAAUAAUAGCUUAUUGAUUCAUGUCUGAUUUUUGACUAAUGUGGCAUUGAUGGCAAUGCUGCAACUUGCACAGGUCUGUUACCCGGGUGUGAUCAACUUCAGUGUCAUUGUAAAUUUAGAUUACUAGACCCAUCAACUAUUUUUGUUUGAUUGGCUUC